Charadrius vociferus (killdeer) is the source of this 1167-nucleotide messenger RNA. It is a transcript of the gene RAVER1, whose product is annotated as ribonucleoprotein, PTB-binding 1. Gene Ontology annotation, molecular function: RNA binding. The transcript has 8 exons. The annotation marks the transcript as partial. The record is from RefSeq and is a predicted model, not a curated record. NCBI's taxonomy places the organism in Eukaryota, Metazoa, Chordata, Aves, Charadriiformes, Charadriidae.
GAAGUCCACGAUCUGCUGAGCGACUACGAGCUGAAAUACUGCUUUGUGGACAAAUACAAAGGGACUGCGUUUGUCACUUUGCUCAACGGGGAACAGGCGGAAUCGGCCAUCAAAAAACUCCACCUGAGCAAACUGCGGGAGAAGGAGAUCUCGGUGCAGCUGCAGCCCACGGACGCUCUCCUGUGUAUCGCCAACCUCCCCCAGCUCUACACCCAGCAACAAUUCGAGGAGCUGGUCCGACCUUUCGGCAACCUGGAACGGUGUUUCUUGGUGUACAGCGAGAAAACGGGACACUCGAAAGGUUACGGCUUUGUGGAAUAUAUGAAAAAGGAUUCGGCGGCCAGAGCUAAGUCAGAUCUGUUGGGGAAGCAGUUGGGGACGCGGACUCUCUACGUCCACUGGACGGAUGUCAACCAGUUGACGUUAGACCUUCUCCAUUCCAAGUGCUUGUGCGUCGACAAACUGCCCCACAACUACGCCGACCUGGAGGAGCUGCGGCAAGUCUUCUCCGCUGCCUGCGCCCCAACUUUUUGCCAGCUCGCCUACGGGCAGGACGGGCAGCUGAAAGGCUUCGCCGUCCUGGAGUACGAAUCGGGGACGGUGCUCGCCGGGAAUCACAUCCGAGUCUCCUUCUGCGCUCCCGGUCCUCCCGGUCGCAGCAUGUUGGCUGCCCUGAUAGCCGCGCAGGCGACGGCGCUGAAUCGUGGGAAAGGGCUUCUCCCCGAGCCGAAUAUCCUCCAAAUUCUCAACAGCCUGGGAAAUCCCGCUUCCCUCCAGCUGCUCCUCAACCCCCUCCUCCACGGGGCCGUCGGAGGCAAACAGGGAAUCCUGGGCGCCGCUCCUUCCGUGCCUCUGGUGACCAACCCGGCCCUCUCCACGGCUCUCCUCCAACUCGCCCUGCAGAACCAAACCCAAGCCCAGCAGAAACCGGGGAUCCUGGGCGACUCGCCGCUGAGCUCUCUGCCCCACGGCGCCCUGGCUUUGGCCAACGCACCGGCGCAGCCCCCCAGCCAGCUCCUGGGAGAGCUCUCCUCAGGUGGCUCCUUGCCCGCUGAGAUGGCACAGGGACACGUCAAAUCACCGAUUUUGCCUUCUGGAAACGUACCGCUGGCUUCUUUCCUGGGACCGGUGGGAGUCGAUCGGGAAAACGCGGUGUUGGGGACGCAG